Molecule: messenger RNA, 2180 nt
Organism: Cryptotermes secundus
Lineage: Eukaryota; Metazoa; Arthropoda; Insecta; Blattodea; Kalotermitidae
Product: neurotrophin 1-like
Exons: 6
Coding region: 176-988 (270 amino acids)
Biological process (GO): innate immune response; regulation of Toll signaling pathway; central nervous system formation
Cellular component (GO): extracellular region
Molecular function (GO): growth factor activity; Toll binding
Source: RefSeq, a predicted model, not a curated record
AGGUCCUACAAAGCUAGAUUUCUGUCUGUACGAAUAACAAAGGUUUUAGAUACUUCAAGACUCAAGAGCGACGUACUAACAAGACAACUGAGAGAAUAUCGCAACCAGAAACAUUACUGUCACACUUCUGAUAUUAUUGAAGUGGUUAAAUACGUAAGGUUAAUGUGAACUGGACAUGUAUCGAGCAUGGAAGAUGCUGGGAUGGGAAGUGAUUCCACGAGUGGUGAUUUCUUUUCUAUGGAUUCAGAAUUUUGCUGGUGGAGGACAUCAAGCUUCAAAAAAAGGGACAAAGGAUAGCAUAGCUGAAUCUAGUGCCUUGAGCCCUGAGGUUCAAGGCAUUCCAGGAGUUGUUGUUCUCUAUUCUAAACAAUCAACCAAAGCAGAAUUUGUUACUGAUAAACAUGACUAUCCUGAGAGUUCAAGAAGAAUUUUGAACCCUGUCCCAGGUUUCCAAGGACCGGAUGCUGUUCGGAAUAAUCAGAAGCAAGGUGGUGUGAAGCCUAACUGUGCACAGGACAUGUUUUUCUGCUUGUAUGAUAAUGACUAUCCCACAGAUACUGUGCAUGAUAUCAUCAACAAUUAUCAUGAUGAUAUUCAUCAUAUGUAUCAUGGACUGAACCAGUACCCUCAAAAGGAAUACAUUGCACAUGAUAAUUAUACCCAUGGAUACAGACACAAAGGCAACUUUGUGUGUGAGUCAGACGUAUCAUACAUCCGACCAGGUUGGGCCAAAAACUGGAAGAAUGAAUGGGUAACAGUUGUUAACACCGAAAAAUAUCCACAGAGUAUUCGUGUUGAGCUAUGCAAGUAUGGUGGGAAGAAAUGUGAAUACCUACCACCUUGUUACAAGUCAUUCUGUGUGCAACGUUAUGCUUAUGUUAAAUUGUUAUGCGUGGAUCCCUUCAAUCCGCACCAUCGUCCAAUUGUGGAUGUUUUUGAGAUUCCUACUGCUUGUUCAUGUUUUGUUGAAAAUUUUGUUUACUAUUAAACUUCUGAAAAUGUAAAAUUCAUUACUAUGAAUGUAUUACACUGUUAUAAUAUGUAGCAUAUAAACCAGUGCUCUUAUUCUGAUAUGCAGGGCUAUAAACAUAUCUCAGCAUUUUACAUUAUGCUGUAAUAUCAUUUCCACAUAAAUAUAUAUUUAUUUAUUACAUUAACAUACUGAAUUAUUAAAUAGUUUGAUUCUGUUCAUAUCAAAUGUUUUAUGAGAUGACUUUGGGUCCAAAAAUAAGUCUGGAAUGUAGAUAUAGCAUGAACUAGCUCUGAUUUAAAAAUAUAUAUUAAUUUACCUGCUCUGAAACAACAUCCCUUUGUUUGCUGAAACAUAAUAGUUUAGUUUUAAAACUGUACAGUAAAUUUUGAUUCUGUGACUCCAUUAAUUUUUUAAGAUAAAAAUAAUGUAUAUGUAUAUGAAACAAAGUUUCAGUUAAAACUACUCUUUCAAAGGAAACCACUGAGAUUCACCAGGGUCAUAUUCAACAUAUAACAGUCCUGCACCUUAAUUGUCUUUAAAUGUAUCUGUUCAAAACAUAUAAUGUGCCAAACAUCAAUUCUAAAUUCUCAAUUAGUUGUAAAUUUCUGCCAAUAAAACAUCAAACAACAAACUCAGAAACAAAGUAUUGUCCACUUUACUAAUUUUUCUUCUUAAUACAUUAUUUUUCUUUUGCAUUAUAACUGCAAAAAAUAUCAACAAGUUUAUAGUGGGUGCUGCUACUGAAGAAAUUAUUAUUGCAAUCUUAAGGCACAAUAGAUCAUUGAAGGUCGCAGUGCAGGGGCCGGUUUUUAUGGCCCACCCCUUACAUACAUACAUAUUCAAUCUUAACUGUUUUAUUGCUAUUCCUUUGUUUCCCUGUGAACCAUUCAACAUGAGCUAAUAAUAAAUAAAAAUGCUUAUAUUAAAGAUAAAUGGCAUUUGGUCAACUGAUUCAUUAAUGGUAUGGUGGACAGAACAGCGUUCAACCAGCUCUCUAUCUCUACAUUUGACAAUGUAAUCCAAAUCUUAAGAGCAGAGGAAAGAGAAAAUAGUCGUUUUUGUCUUAAGUAAGGGUAUGAAUGAAAUGGUUGAGGAUUUGUCGUAUUUAAAAUCAAUGUGUCUGAAUUUUGUUGAUGAGAUGUAUGUUCAGCCUCAAAUGGGACAUCAACUAACAAAGGCUUUUGAAGUUUCACCUCAAAUGUAAACA